GGCAUAUGCACAAUUCACGAUAAAUUCAUAUGCGUCGGAGCUGGACGACUCUAGUAUCGCACCGCUGUUCAACCUAAUCGGGUAAACGAGUCUAUACGAUUCUAAAAAGAUGGGGAAGAUCAACUAUUUUGUCUUAUUGGUGGUUCUAAUAACUUAUUGCGCUGCCCAAAAAGGUUACAAAGACUCUGGUAAAUUAAUGGGAAAUGAGGAAUCUGUCUGGAAAAAAAUUAUGAAUCGUCGUUUUGAGGCCACCAGUCGUAGCAGUAGUUGUUCCAACGCCAGUAAGCCAUGCAGUUGUGCUAGCACUACUAGCACUUGUACCUGCGCUUCCACCGGAUGUACCUGCGCUGUUGCCGGAGCCUGCACCAUCAGUACUGCUACUAGCACUGGUACAAGCACUACUUCCGGUUCAAGUAGUACCAGCACUGUUUGCAGUAACUGCAUCUGUACUACAACCACAUGCACCAAUGGAGUAUGUGGCACGCCAUCCGUCGUCGGCACGGCAUGCACCUCCACCACUGGGGGCACUGGAGGCACUGGAGGAACUGGAGGCACUGGGGGCACUGGGGGCACUGGAGGCACUGGAGGCACUGGGGGAACUGGAGGCACUGGAGGCACCGGUGGCACUGGCGGAACAAGCGGAGGAGGCGGCGGCGGCGGAGGAGGAGGUGGUAAAAAAUAAAAUGUGCAUUUUGAAAAACAAAAAAAUAUGAUAAGAUGUGGUGAUUCGGCUUUAUUCUUUUGGGGAUUUUUCUCCUUACAUAAGUGUCAGUAUUAAUAUUUAGAAUAAAAUAACUGACGUCAUUCAA
Daphnia pulicaria is the source of this 809-nucleotide messenger RNA. RefSeq lists its product as uncharacterized. The transcript has 4 exons. The record is from RefSeq and is a predicted model, not a curated record. The coding region runs from base 110 to 682 and encodes 190 amino acids. NCBI's taxonomy places the organism in Eukaryota, Metazoa, Arthropoda, Branchiopoda, Diplostraca, Daphniidae.